UACAAAUUCCGCUCGUUUUGACAUUGUCAAGGUUACUUACUUAAUUGACAUCAAGCUUAUCGGUCAUUUGUUUGCCAUGUCAGGAAAAAAGGGCGAUGAAACUAACUUCAGUAAACUAGCUGAGAAAGUCGUUAUGGAGCCCUACUGCUACACGUGCAAUACAAAUGGAAAAGGCUUACGUUCUGCAUUGAUGUCAGCGUUCAACUACUGGCUAAAGGUCCCUGAGGAUACUUUGAAGCUCAUAUCAGACGUCAUACAAAUGUUGCACAACGCUAGCUUGAUCAUUGACGAUAUUGAAGAUGGUUCAUAUUUACGACGCGGAAAACCUGCUGCUCAUUGUGUUUUUGGAAUUGCACCUUCUAUCAAUUCUGCAAACUUUGUGUAUUUCCUUGCCUUGGAAAAACUGUCUGUACUGAAUCGUGCUGAGUCAGUUAAAAUCUUUACAGAACAAAUGCUUGAAUUACAUCGAGGACAAGGUAUGGACAUAUAUUGGCGUUCUUCGUUUCGAUGUCCUUCAGAAUCAGAAUACGAAGCUAUGGUUGUCUGUAAAACCGGUGGUUUAUUCGGUUUAGGUGUUCGUUUAAUGCAGCUGUUUUCUGAUGUUCAAACGAAUUAUAAACCACUUUUGGAUUCACUUGGUCUUUUCUAUCAGAUUCGUGAUGAUUAUGCAAAUUUGGUUGACCUAUCUUAUCAUAAUGCGAAAACUUAUGCAGAAGAUUUGACCGAGGGAAAGUUUAGUUAUCCUAUUGUCUGCGCUAUUAACCAUAAUCCAGGUGAUAAUCAAGUAAUGAAUAUCCUGUCACAGCGUACCACAAAUCCAACAUUAAAAGCGUAUUGUGUGAAGCAUAUGCUGGAAUUGGGCGCAUUACACGAGACUGCAUUAAUGUUAGCUAGCCUAGAGGAAAAAUGUCGUCAACUGAUUCUUGAAUAUGGCGGUAAUCCACUAUUGUCAAACUUGAUUGAUAAACUAAGCGACUUACAUCGUACACCUGACGGGCAUUUACGACAUAUUACUGCUGAAGAUCUUCAGUCUCCCUCACAGGAAAAUGCCAACUACAGUCUCAACAGUGAAGCUGGUCGUUCUUCUUGUCAUCAUUAAAUGAAGCAAUAAAGAGUGAUAACAUAAUACUAUGACAAAGGAUACUAAUGCUAAUACUUCAGUAAAUUAUUACAAUUUCACUGAAUAAUAAUAAUAAUAGUAAUCAUAAUAAUAAUGUCUACAUUCUGUUAAAACGAAAGUGGAAGAAUGUGAUUUAACCAAAGUGUAUAUCAACCAAUAUUCUCACACACUCUCUCUCUAAUAUGCCAGUGUCUGUUCAAUUCUUCUCAAAUUUGUGAUGAGGUUCUUCGCCUAUAAGCCAAAUUAUUCUUAACUUUUCUUACUUUAUCCCUAAUGUUAUUUUUGUCUUUCUUUGAGCAAAUACAUUUUUUUGAUUUUGCGAAUAUGUCUUUUCACAUGUGGGCAUAAUAUUUGAUUGUUGUUCUUGCUGGUUGUUGUUGUUGCUAUCGUUGGUCGUAAUGGUGGCGGUGGUAGGGUUUUUUGAAGGAAGAAACCUUUGGGGGAAAUAACCAAUGACUUGGCCGUUUUAUUUUAUUACAUCCUUUGCCAAGCAAACUUGGCAAUGUCGCUGCGUGGGUGAAUUCGG
This is a messenger RNA of Trichobilharzia regenti, 1646 nucleotides long. NCBI's taxonomy places the organism in Eukaryota, Metazoa, Platyhelminthes, Trematoda, Strigeidida, Schistosomatidae. The record is from the annotation of a GenBank genome assembly.